This is a messenger RNA of Mesorhabditis spiculigera, 648 nucleotides long. The record is from the annotation of a GenBank genome assembly. NCBI's taxonomy places the organism in Eukaryota, Metazoa, Nematoda, Chromadorea, Rhabditida, Rhabditidae.
AUGAAGCCACCGGCUGACGCUGCCCCGCCUAAGCGUGUCGUAAAGCGCAAGCGCAAGAUGCCAACAGACGCCGAUAAAUAUGCCGCCGAAGAGCGUGAAAUUAAGCAGCGUCUGAAGGAACGAGCUGGUAGCAGUCGGCAGAAAAAGAUGGCCGAUGGCGAGACCGCAAAUGCCGUACUGAAGGUCGGCACAAGCGGAAAGGUUUCCGUCGAAAACGCAGAAUCUCACAACCGCGUCGUUUCGCAUGCAAAGACGCGACAUGUCGCACGUCAAUAUCAGUUGGAGAUCCGCAAGGAUUCCGUCAAUUCGAAAUUCAAAUGCGCAGCGUGUGGAAAGGGAGCUUGUGAAGGUGAACUCGGCGACCUCUUCGGCCCGUAUUACAUUGAAAUUCAAUCACUCAACCAAUGGCCGAUCUUUUUGGCCAAGAAGCCCCAUAAGGCCUGGACCACCCCUCAAAUGAUUGACGCCUGGUUGCAUGGUGAUUGUGCUCUGCGUCUUCCGGAUGUAUUUCUCAAGGGCGGAGAGCUAUUGAACCUUGCUACAGCUCUAAACAAGGCUUGGUCGCAAAAAUGCGACGCCUGCCACGUCACCGGCGCUUCCGUCACGACCCCGCACGGCACUUUUCAUUACCCUUGCAAUGAAAAUGUU